Trichoderma atroviride IMI 206040 is the source of this 944-nucleotide messenger RNA. RefSeq lists its product as uncharacterized. Gene Ontology annotation, biological process: regulation of DNA-templated transcription. Gene Ontology annotation, molecular function: zinc ion binding; DNA-binding transcription factor activity, RNA polymerase II-specific. NCBI's taxonomy places the organism in Eukaryota, Fungi, Ascomycota, Sordariomycetes, Hypocreales, Hypocreaceae. The record is from RefSeq and is a predicted model, not a curated record.
CGUUCCCUACAGUCUCUCCAACUGCAGCUCCAGACAAAGGGUGUGGGUAUGGGCCAGGACGUAGCGUGGACUACCUUUCUGCUGGGAUUGUUUGAGUUAAUGGCUGAACCAUCAGGGGACGGAUUCGCGAAACACAUGCUCUAUGGCACAUCAAAGGUACUGCAGCUUGCUGGUCUGGACGCCCAACAGUCAACAUUGCAGAAGAGAUUGCUUAAUGCAUUUCGGGUGCUAGAAGCAAAUAGAGCAAUUCUAUACGGAGACGGCACAUUUUUGUCGAAGGGCAAGUGGAGCUUCAAUAACAGAAUCAGAAACAAGCAAGCUGUAGUUCCUGAUCCUAUGGUGGAUAUAACAGAGCUGAUGAUACAAACGUCACAAUUCAGCAAGCAGCUUUUCCAAGUCGUUGAGGAUACUCCCGCGGAGAAAAGAUCCAACAGUCCUGCUAUCAAAGCUCUGGCUCGCGAAGGAACCGCGUUAGAUCAUAGAAUCACCAUCUGGAACAAGGAUAGCCUCUUACAGUCAGCCGUUGCAGAUCACUUCACCCAAAUCUCAUUUGCGUAUUAUUACGCUCUCCAGCUCUUCCACUGCAGAAAUUUUACUUAUUAUUCCUGUUGGGAGACUGGGACAGUUCCCGAGUUAAGCCCGCUUGAAACAAACGCGUACGUUGCGGCAAUCAUAGAUAUAUGCGAUACAAUCAUUCGGGCUUCUAAUAUACCUGGAGUUAUUCUCCUGUUUCCAUUACGGAUGGCAGGAGCACAUGACGACUUUGGGCAUAGAAGUAAGAUUCUGAAACUCCUCCAGCAAAUUUACAACAGUGGCUUUGCAGUGGCGGAGAGAAUCAAGGUAGAUUUAUGCGAUUUCUGGACAUUCAAAGGUUUGGAGGUUUCGAUCGAGAAGAAUAGUUAAAUAGUUGUCUAGGUAAACAUGCUCAAGAUACAAAGUACCUG